CAGGCAACUUGGGUGAGUGCACGGAGCUUCUUCAGCUCCGGCGGAACCGACGGCAGAGGGUAGACCCGGGAGCUGCGGCACACCCCGGUCCUCCCCGAGUCUCUUCAAGAGCCCCGACUUGGGGCAGAGAUGCGCUCAGCGGCGCUAAGACCGAGGUCCAGCCGCCGCCGCCGCCGCCUCUUCUCACCGCUCCUCCCGCCUCACUCUCAGUCGGUUUCUCCAACUCGCGUCCGGUUCCACGUUCCUCAGUCCUCAGCUAUGAGCAGCGGAACAACACAGACGGCGAGGUUUACGGCCCGCAGCCGGCAGGUGAACAGCACCAGUCAGCUGCCGAAACAAUUCGAAGCCCCUAGAGAUACCCACAUCAGCCCUUCUCUUCUUGCCCCGCCCCUUCCGCUUGUGAUUUGCUUCAGCUUCCGGUCACGGGGUCUCAGCCCUGACGUGAAGCGCUUGGAAUUGUGGGAUUUCCUUCCUUUCUCGCUCUCCGGCCAUCUUGGCGGCUGCAGUGGGCUGGGGGCGUCCCGCGCCUAAGGCAGG
Delphinapterus leucas (beluga whale) is the source of this 537-nucleotide messenger RNA. The record is from RefSeq and is a predicted model, not a curated record. Lineage: Eukaryota; Metazoa; Chordata; Mammalia; Artiodactyla; Monodontidae.